AUGAGUGAUCAUACAGAUGAAAGCUGCAAGCAAAGCAAAUCUGUCCAGGAAAAAUCUGCAGAAGAAAAUGUCUCUCCUGAUAAGGACUGCUCAGUGAAAAAAAAACAAUUGCAACAACUUGAGAAACAAUUAAAAAGUUUAGUCUUUCAAAAUCCAGGUCCUCAAGUAGCUGACUUCAAUCCAGAAGCUAGAGAGCAGAAAAAGAAAGCCUGCAUGUCACAGAUACAGCAAGAAUUCUUUAAUAAGCCCAAAACUGCAAAGAAGUAUGACAAACAUGGCAGGUUGCUUUGUAAUAACAUUGAUUUGUGUGAUUGCCUGGACAAGAACUGCCUGGGUUGCUUCUAUCCUUGCCCCAAAUGCAAUUCAAACAAGUGUGGAACAGAAUGUCGCUGCAAUAGGAAAUGGGUCUAUGCUUCAAUUGAGACUGAAGGGGGUACUGUGAUCAGGAAUUUUCCAUUUUCUCUCUCUGACUGA
Pogoniulus pusillus (Red-fronted tinkerbird) is the source of this 474-nucleotide messenger RNA. RefSeq names its product ADP ribosylation factor like GTPase 14 effector protein like (gene ARL14EPL). Gene Ontology annotation, cellular component: intracellular membrane-bounded organelle. The coding region runs from base 1 to 474 and encodes 157 amino acids. NCBI's taxonomy places the organism in Eukaryota, Metazoa, Chordata, Aves, Piciformes, Lybiidae. The transcript is spliced from 3 exons. The record is from RefSeq and is a predicted model, not a curated record.